Pyricularia pennisetigena is the source of this 1659-nucleotide messenger RNA. RefSeq lists its product as uncharacterized. The transcript has 4 exons. NCBI's taxonomy places the organism in Eukaryota, Fungi, Ascomycota, Sordariomycetes, Magnaporthales, Pyriculariaceae. Gene Ontology annotation, molecular function: phosphoprotein phosphatase activity. Gene Ontology annotation, cellular component: plasma membrane. The record is from RefSeq and is a predicted model, not a curated record. Bases 1 to 1659 code for a protein of 552 amino acids.
AUGUCUCGCGACGCAGACGUACAAGCACAUUCGACGGCACACGGCUCAAAGGAGAAGGAGACUCUCGCUCCUGAGGACGGUGGGAGCGCAAGGAAGGGUCGUGGGCUCCUGAACGUACCGUCUAGGUCAUCAUCGCAAAGGAUGCAGCCCUCUUCCACAUCGACCGGCCUCGGCGGAGCGGCGGCCGGCGAAUCCCGGGACAGUGUGGACGGGCAUUCAAAAGAGUCAAAGGGAAGCCAGUUUGGUCGCAGGCGGAGAGGAAGCGCGUCGAGCAACCACUCAGGAGUCGCCAACAGUCAAACAAACACGCCGGCGAACUCGCAGCCCAGCUCGCCGUCUCCACAGUCUCAGAAACGCAAGAAGGGUGGUCUGUUGUCACUUUUUGGAUGCUGCGGCGUCCCGGACAGCGCUAACGCUCUAGAGAAUGGUGACCACCCGCUUCCAAACCACAAGGUUGACAAGAUUCCCAACCGGCCAGCUACUGCCAGUCGGAGGACGGCAACCCCCUCAGACCAGGCGACUCCGACGAAGACUUUGUACGAGAAGGAACAGACGCAGCCGACCCAAAGUACAUCCGACUCGUCAAGAACCAAACGUGUCUCUGCAUCAACAACAAAUCAAGACCAGUCUACGGUGGGAGAGCGCGAAAGCGAGUCGAAGCAGCAGCCAUUGGUUGGAAGUGGCGGUCCUGUUGUCACAGUCCAGCCGCCUCAGGUACCGGGAAUUCCCGAAUCUUCUGCCCAACAGCCCCUGCCACCUUCCAAGGACAGAGACGGAGAUGUCGAAAUGCAGGACGAAGGUGCUUCCCAGGGCGCCGUCGCACAACAAAGCGUCGAAGCUCCUGAGCAAAAACUCCCGCCGCCUCCACCUGGACCGAUACCCGGCUCGAACGCAGCAGAGGAUCCCGUUCCGAGUCCUGACAAUGCCCUGAUCCCAGCGGCUGUUCCCGAGCCACCAGAGCAAAAGUAUCUACUGCCACCUAUUCAGCCCAGGUUUAAGGGCAAGAAGUGCUUAGUUUUGGAUCUUGACGAGACGCUUGUUCAUAGUUCUUUCAAGAUCCUUCACCAGGCCGAUUUCACGAUACCAGUCGAAAUAGAAGGCAAUUAUCACAAUGUUUACGUGAUCAAGCGUCCAGGAGUGGACCAGUUCAUGAAGCGCGUGGGCGAGCUUUACGAGGUUGUCGUAUUUACUGCAUCAGUUUCAAAGUAUGGCGAUCCUCUUCUGGACCAGCUUGACAUCCACAAUGUCGUGCACCAUAGACUUUUCCGCGAGAGCUGUUACAACCACCAGGGCAACUACGUCAAGGAUCUAUCUCAAGUUGGAAGGGAUCUCAAGGACACAAUCAUCAUCGACAACUCGCCCACAUCUUAUAUUUUCCACCCUCAACAUGCCGUACCGAUCAGCAGUUGGUUCUCGGACGCACACGAUAACGAGCUCCUCGAUUUGAUACCCGUCUUGGAAGAUCUGGCAGGGUCCAACGUUCAGGACCUUUUGGAGCGUGUCCGGCGAACUCGAAGGGGUAGAGCGGAAGGGACAGAAAAACCGGGAGUUGGAGGGGUGCCUCGAGGACUUUGUUUUCGCGCUGCCUCAGAGCAGAGUUGGUGGCCGACGCUGUGCGCUCGCCUUCGCUUCCACUUUACUUCAAUCCAGGUUGGAUGA